This is a messenger RNA of Engraulis encrasicolus (European anchovy), 2075 nucleotides long. It is a transcript of the gene paqr8, whose product is annotated as progestin and adipoQ receptor family member VIII. Gene Ontology annotation, molecular function: steroid binding; nuclear steroid receptor activity. Gene Ontology annotation, cellular component: plasma membrane. Gene Ontology annotation, biological process: response to steroid hormone. The record is from RefSeq and is a predicted model, not a curated record. The transcript is spliced from 3 exons. NCBI's taxonomy places the organism in Eukaryota, Metazoa, Chordata, Actinopteri, Clupeiformes, Engraulidae. The coding region runs from base 487 to 1587 and encodes 366 amino acids.
GCUGCUGCUUGCCACCGCGCGCCACUAACAAUCUCGUGAUUUCAGUUUACUGGAAAAUGUCAACAAUCGCAUAGUCCUACUGACCGACCUGCGGCAGGCUGAGCUCAGCUCUGGUUGCAAACCUUAAGGCACAGACUUGCCUGUGAGAUCCACGAGUUGGGCUACUUCACGUCAGUGAUGUCAAAGUAGCCUAGUUUGCGGAAGACCUGGAAGAGAGAAGGCGCAAACACGCAACAGGUGCUGCUGGAGACCCGGCUCUGCUCCUCCAUUGGCCCAUUUCAGAUCCGUUUCUUUCCUCUUUGUUCUGUUUGUUUUCAAUCUUUGUCCUGUUGUUUAUCUUCCCCACUUUCCCUCCACGUGUGUUCCUGUGUUUAGUGUCUACUCUCCUCUUUCAUCCCCAUCUCCUUUGGCUACUUUUUUUUCGUUUCUUUCAGUUUUAUUUCUCUCAUUUCUCACUCCUCCCCCCCUCCCUCGCUCCCUGUCACCAUGCCGACGGAGGUUCUGCAUCGUCUGAGCACGCUCUCCUUGACCUCCGUGAAGCAGCUGGGUCGCCUGCCGCGCCUGUCCUCGUCGCUGCCCGCCCUCCCCGCCCCGCGCCCCACCCUCGCCGCCUCCGAGGUGCCCACCCUGUUCCGCGAGCCCCACAUCCUCUCCGGCUACCGGCCCGCGGGACAACCCUGGAGCAGCUACCUACUCAGCACCUUCCAAUGGCAUAACGAGUCCAUGAACGUCUGGACCCAUCUGCUGGCGGCGCCUCUGCUCCUGCUGCGCUGCUGGUCGCUGCUAGAGGGCGCCGGUGGGCCGUGGCGUCUGCUGGGGGACGUGGCUGCGUUGCCCCUGGUGCUGUACGUGGUGUCGGCGCUAACGUACCUGGCGUGCAGCGUGGCCGCCCACCUGCUCCAGUCGCGCUCGGAGCUGACGCACUACUCCGUCUUCUUCCUGGAUUACGUGGGCGUGGCUGUGUACCAGUACGGCUGCGCGCUGGGCCACUACUUCUACGGCUCGGAGCCGCGCUGGCGUGAUGACAUCCUGGGGGGCCUCAUGGGCGCCGUGUACCUGCCUAGCGCCGCCCUGCUGGCCUGGAUGUCCUGCGCAUGCUGCUGCUUCGCCAAGGCGCACUACCGCCGGCCCUACCCUCCGCGCCGCAAGGUGGUCCAGCUGAUCCCCACGGGCCUGGCGUACGUGCUGGACAUCAGCCCCGUGGCACACCGCCUCCUGGUGGCGGGAGAUUGGCAGCGCGACGACGACGGGGCGCUGGGGUUCCACGCGGCGCAGGUGGUUUUCUUCAUGAUGGCCGCCAUGUUCUUCUCCUACCCCUUCCCGGAAUGCUGCCUGCCGGGCCAUUGUGACAUCAUCGGCCACGCCCACCAGCUGUUCCACUUCUUCCUGGCGCUGUGCACCGUCUGCCAGCUGGAGGCGCUGUUCAGGGACUUCCUGGCGCGCAGGGCGGCCAUCUUGGAUGUGCACGGCGGGGAGCUGGUGGUGGGAGCCGGGGUCUCGUUCUUCGUCCUGGUGCUCUGCUGUUUGGCCACGGCCGUCUGGAUGCGCAGGACGGUUCAGAAACGGCUGAAGGAUCAACAGGCCUAGAAGUAGAAGUGUCUAGUAUUGUUUUUUUAUGUCACAUUCAUAUAUACAGUACACACUGUAAAACAUUGCAGUCAGUUGAACGUCAAAAUAAGUUGCCCUGCUGCCUUAAGUUUGCAAGUUAACCCAACUUGAGAAAGCAUCAAGUUGAGUGAAGACUCGAGUUGAGUUAACUUAUAAGUUAUGUAUAACUUAUAAAGUUAAGGAGAACUUAUUUUUUUACAUUUAACUGGCUUGCAAUGUUUUACAGUGCAGUUUUACACACUUUUACACUGUAUUUAUAAUAUUUAUAGUAUUUGUAGUGUUUUUCGUUUUUAUAGGGGUUUGGUCUUUUGAUUAUUUAUGAGUACAUUAAGGCUGUAACAAUACACUCUACUCACGAUUCGGUUCGUAUCAAAAUUUUUGACCUAGGUUUAUAUACCCUACAAAUUUUUAAAUGUGUCUUUUGAAAAAUAUUUUAUUUUAUUUUUUCUCAUUUGCCAACAUUAUAA